UCUUUUGAGGGUCGUGGGCAGACGCCAUUUUGGCCCUAGAGGUGCUUCUGGGAAGUAGAGCGCGGCUCUCCACCCUUACCGGCUACUGAGGCACUGCUUUUUCUGGAAGCUGGGUCUUCCAGGUCGAAGAGUCUUCCUCUGCCGUCUCCCCGCGUUCUUCUUCGGGCCGUCGAGCGAGGCGGGAGCCUCAGGAGCAGCGGGCCGCGCCGUCGAGGGGUCACUCCGCCAGGAAGGACGUGACGAGGGCGGCGCGCGGCGCGGCCACUCCCCGCCCAGAGCCCGCCUGCCAUGGACUUGGAGUACUAUGGCGGUGACCAGUCAGAUGAUGGUGGUGCCACCCCAGUACAGGAUGAGCGGGAUUCAGGGUCAGACGGUGAGGAUGACGCAAAUGAGCAGCACUCCGGAUCCGACACUGGAAGUGUAGAGCGACAUUCAGAGAAUGAAACAAGUGAUCGAGAAGAUGACUUGACCAAGAGACAUCCUGGGACAGACUCUGAAAACGAUGAGCCCUCCAAUCUUAAUGCUAGUGACUCUGAAAGUGAGGAGCUUCAGAGGCCAAAGGACAGUGACUCUGAAUCGGAGGAGCAUGCAGAGCCUCCGGUCAGUGAUUCUGAAAACGAGGAUGCCAACCAACAUGGGAGUGACUCAGAGAGUGAGGAGACCAGGAAACUUCCUGGGAGUGACUCUGAAAACGAGCUUCUUAAUGGUCAUGCAAGUGACUCUGAGAACGAAGAGGUGAGAAAGCAUGCUGCCAGUGACUCUGAGGUAGAAGAGCUCCCAAAGAGUCCUGCCAGUGACUCUGAAGCUGAGGACACCCUGAAACCUCAGGCCAGUGAGUCUGACAGUGAGGAGCCUCCAAGGCCCCAGGCCAGUGACUCAGAAAGUGAGGAGCCUCCCAAACCUCAGAUGACUGAUUCGGAAAGUGAGGAGCUUCCCAAACCCCGAGUCAGUGACUCUGAAAGCGAGGGUCCCCCAAGGCACCAGGGCAGUGACUCUGAAAACGAAGAGCUCCCCAAACCCCGAGUCAGUGAUUCAGAAAGUGAGGGUCCCCCAAGGCACCAGGCCAGUGACUCUGAAAGUGAGGAGCCUCCCAAACCUCAGAUGAGUGAUUCAGAAAGUGAGGAGCUCCCCAAGCCCCGAGUCAGUGACUCUGAAAGCGAGGGUCCCCCAAGGCACCAGGCCAGUGACUCAGAAAAUGAGGAACUUCCCAAACCCCAAGUCAGUGACUCUGAGAGUGAGGAGCCUCAGAAAGGACCUGCAAGUGAUUCUGAAGCCGAAGAUACCUCCAGACACAAAGAGAAGCUGGUGUCUGGUGACAGAGACGGGGAUAAUAAGAGGGAAGAUUCUGAGGUGCAGAAUGAAUCGGAUGGCCAUGUAGACACAAAAAGGUUCCACAGCUCUGACAGCGAGGCGGAUGAACCCAAAAGGCAAAAAGUGGACAGUGACGAUGAGGAAGAGAAGGAGGGGGAAGAAGGGAAGGCAGUAAAGCGAAAGGCGGCUGUGCUUUCUGACAGUGAAGAUGAGGAGAAAACAGCAAAGAAGAGUCGUGUUGUCUCUGAUGCUGACGACUCUGACAGUGACGUUGUAUCAGAAAAGUCAAGUAAAAAAGAAAAGACUAUAGCAUAUGACAGCGAAGAAGAAGUAGGGAAAGAUGAAUCAUCUGUUAAGAAAAAUGAAGAGAAGGAUCUGUUUGGGAGUGAGAGUGAAUCGGGCAAUGAAGAAGAAAAUCUUAUUGCAGACAUAUUUGGAGAAUCUGGUGAUGAAGAGGAAGAGGAAUUUACAGGUUUUAACCAAGAAGAUUUAGAGGAAGAGAAAAGCGAAACACAGGUAAAAGAAGCAGAAGAUUCAGAUUCUGAUGAUAACAUAAAGAGAGGAAAGCAUAUGGACUUUCUGUCGGAUUUUGAGAUGAUGCUGCAACGAAAAAAGAGCAUGAGUGGCAAGCGCAGACGCAAUCGCGAUGGCGGCACCUUCAUCAGUGAUGCAGAUGAUGUUGUGAGUGCCAUGAUUGUCAAGAUGAAUGAAGCCGCUGAGGAAGAUAGGCAGUUGAAUAAUCAGAAAAAGCCAGCACUGAAAAAAUUAACUUUAUUGCCUACUGUGGUUAUGCACCUUAAGAAGCAGGACCUUAAAGAAACAUUUAUUGACAGUGGUGUGAUGUCUGCUAUCAAAGAAUGGCUCUCGCCUCUACCAGAUAGGAGUUUGCCAGCACUGAAGAUUCGGGAGGAACUGUUGAAGAUUCUUCAAGAGCUACCUAGUGUGAGCCAGGAGACCCUGAAGCAUAGUGGGAUUGGACGAGCAGUGAUGUAUCUGUAUAAGCACCCCAAGGAGUCAAGGUCCAACAAGGACAUGGCAGGGAAAUUAAUCAAUGAAUGGUCUCGACCUAUAUUUGGUCUUACCUCAAACUACAAAGGAAUGACAAGAGAAGAAAGGGAGCAGAGAGAUCUAGAACAAAUGCCUCAACGACGAAGAAUGAGCAGCACUGGUGGUCAGACACCACGAAGAGACCUGGAGAAGGUGCUGACAGGAGAGGAGAAGGCUCUUAGACCUGGAGAUCCUGGUUUCUGUGCCCGGGCCAGGGUCCCAAUGCCUUCAAACAAGGACUAUGUUGUCAGGCCCAAAUGGAAUGUGGAGAUGGAGUCAUCAAGGGUUUUUGCUGUUUCUACUCAACACAGUCACACCUUGAAUGCUAAGUGGAAGACCUUAGAACAUCUGUAAAGCUAGUAUCCUGAUGAAGAGCCCCAGUGGGGCACACCUGGGCAGGAGAUGAGAUUCAGCCACACUUGUACACUUGUACUGGUCCUGUGUGAAAGUCUUGAACCUUGUCCACUAUUGGGUUUAACUUUUCAUAGGACUUGGCAAAGGCCUACUUGUAGAAACUAUUAGAGCAAACAUAGAUGAGAGAAGGGCCAAUCUGACAGCAAGUCCAACUUUCCAAGCAGAUAUAACUAUUAGUAUGUUCUGACCCAGCCAACUUGAAGUUAGGUGUACUCCUUAGGGAAAGAAGUGUUAUAGGUAUGAACCAUAUUAGAUAGAUUCUCUAUACGUGAAGUUCAGAGUUUUGCUGAGCUAAUAGACUGCUGCCUCUAAACCCAGAAGGAGCCUUCUCACUUGAUGAGUAGGCCUUUUGUGUUGAGUUACAGUAGUAGCCUGGAUCCACACCAGGUGAUGUUUUGGGGCAUCUCAGAAAUGCAGAUCCUGUAGCCAAUGUAGGAUAUGGGAACAUGAGUGGAGUACCACACAGUGGUCCAUCUCAGGAUCUCUCAAAGUCUGAAACUGUAAAACCUUGACCCAUCAGGCUUACACCCUUAGAAUUCUCAUCAAUAUCUGGGGAAGGUUUUUUUUUUGUUUGUUUUUUUUUUUUUGAUGUAGAACUGCUCUAUUUGAAUAGGUGAGAGUGCAGACCCAUUGAGGUUUGUGCAUUUAUUUGAAAUGGCUUCAUUUGACCUCAUUAAGACUGGAACAUUUUUCUUUCUACAGCAUUUUAUUCAUUUGUUUGGGUUUUUUUGUUUUUGCUUGUUCAAUUGUUUUGGGGACAGAAUCUCACUAUGUAG
This is a messenger RNA of Nannospalax galili (Upper Galilee mountains blind mole rat), 3548 nucleotides long. RefSeq names its product interacts with SUPT6H, CTD assembly factor 1 (gene Iws1). The record is from RefSeq and is a predicted model, not a curated record. Gene Ontology annotation, cellular component: nucleus. Gene Ontology annotation, biological process: poly(A)+ mRNA export from nucleus. Lineage: Eukaryota; Metazoa; Chordata; Mammalia; Rodentia; Spalacidae. The coding region runs from base 289 to 2712 and encodes 807 amino acids. The transcript has 14 exons.